AUGGUGUACCCACGCGAGGAGAAGCUGGAGAAGCUCUCCCAGGAAGAGAUCAUCUCCAACACGAAGCUGGUGAUCCAGGGGCUGGAGGCCCUGAAGAACGAGCACAACUCCAUCCUGCACAGCCUCCUGGAGACCAUCAAGUGCCUGAAGAAGGACGAGGAGGCAAACCUGGUCCACGAGAAGUCCAGCCUGCUGCGCAAGUCUGUGGAGAUGAUUGAGCUGGGGCUGGGAGAGGCGCAGGUGAUGAUGGCUCUGUCCAACCAUCUGAACGCGGUGGAGUCAGAGAAGCAGAAGUUGCGCGCUCAGGUGCGGCGGCUCUGCCAGGAGAACCAGUGGCUGCGGGACGAGCUGGCCAACACCCAACAGAAGCUGCAGAAGAGCGAGCAGAACGUGGCCCAGCUGGAGGAGGAGAAGAAGCACCUGGAGUUCAUGAACCAGCUCAAGAAGUACGACGAAGAUGUCUCGCCCACUCAGGAGGAGAAGGACAAGGAGACACCAAAGGACUCCCUGGACGAUCUGUUCCCCAACGAUGAGGAGGAUCAAGGACAAGGAGUGCAGCACCAGCACAACAGCGCAGCGGUGGCUGCAGCUCAGCAGGGGGGCUACGAGAUCCCUGCUCGGCUCCGGACGCUUCACAACCUGGUGAUCCAGUACGCGUCUCAGGGCCGGUACGAGGUGGCCGUGCCCCUCUGCAAACAGGCUCUGGAGGAUCUGGAGAAGACCUCAGGCCACGACCACCCCGACGUGGCCACCAUGCUCAACAUCCUGGCUCUGGUCUACAGAGAUCAGAACAAAUACAAAGAGGCGGCUCAUCUGCUGAACGACGCUCUGUCCAUCAGGGAGAAGACGCUCGGGAAAGAUCACCCUGCCGUUGCUGCGACACUGAACAACCUGGCUGUUCUGUACGGAAAGAGGGGCAAGUACAAGGAAGCGGAGCCAUUGUGCAAGAGAGCUUUGGAGAUCAGAGAGAAGGUUUUGGGGAAGGACCACCCGGAUGUGGCCAAGCAGCUGAACAACCUGGCUCUGCUCUGUCAGAACCAGGGAAAGUACGAGGAGGUGGAGUAUUAUUACUGCCGCGCGCUGGAGAUUUACGAGUGCAGACUGGGACCAGACGACCCCAACGUGGCCAAGACCAAGAACAACCUGGCGUCCUGCUUCCUCAAACAGGGCAAAUACAAGGAGGCUGAGAUUCUGUACAAGGAGAUCCUGACCCGCGCCCAUGAGAAGGAGUUUGGCUCUGUGGAUGCUGAAAAUAAGCCAAUUUGGAUGCACGCUGAGGAGCGAGAGGAGAGCAAGGGCAAGCACCGAGACAACACUCCCUAUGGGGAAUAUGGAGGCUGGUACAAGGCCUGUAAAGUCAACAGCCCCACGGUGAACACCACCCUGAGAAACCUGGGAGCCCUCUAUCGUCGUCAGGGCAAACUGGAGGCAGCCGAGACUCUGGAGGAGUGUGCCGUCCGCUCCCGCAAACAGGGUUUGGACCCGAGCCGUGUGGUGGAGCUCCUGAGGGACUCUGACGGCGAGAGGAGGAGGAGCCGCGACAGUCUGAGCAAUGUCAAGUACGAAAGCGGCUCUGAGACUGGCGAGGAAGUGAGUAUGGGCGUGGAGUGGAAUGGGGACGGCAGCGGGGCCCUCCAGCGCAGUGGUUCUCUGGGGAAGUUGCGUGACGUCCUGAGACGCAGCAGUGAACUGUUGGUGAAGAAACUUCAGGGUAACGGCCCCCCGGAGCCACGCAGCAGCAACAUGAAACGAGCUGCUUCUCUGAAUUACCUGAACAAGACCAGCGACGACUCGUUCCCGCCUCGAGGUCCUGGAAACUUCCGCGAGAGCAGAGGCCUGAGCUCCAGCACCGUGGACCUCUACACCGGAAACUAA
This is a messenger RNA of Knipowitschia caucasica, 1875 nucleotides long. The record is from the annotation of a GenBank genome assembly. NCBI's taxonomy places the organism in Eukaryota, Metazoa, Chordata, Actinopteri, Gobiiformes, Gobiidae.